AGUUUCUCCUUUCCCAAAAUCUAUUUUUUUUUCUGCUUUCAACGUUUACUUCAUUUUGGCAUUUCCAGUUACCUCAAGAACAGCAAGUUUUCGUAGAGAUACACAAAAAAUGGAUGCUAGACUCAAUUACCAAUAUUCACAAAGAGCAGAUGGGUUAAGUAACCCUCUAGCAAAGGCUUUGCUUGCUUUAAUGGAGCAAAAGCAAUCGAAUUUGUCUGUUGCCGUCGACUUGACAAAAAAAGCUGACAUCCUUGCUCUCAUCGAAAAAAUUGGUCCUUUUGUUUGUGUCAUUAAGACGCAUGUCGAUGUCAUUGAAGAUUUUGAUCAAGACUUUGUUCAGCAAUUGACCGCCCUUUCCGAGAAGCAUCGAUUCUUCAUCUUUGAGGACCGUAAGUUUGCCGAUAUUGGAAACACCGUCAAGCUCCAAUACUCUUCUGGUGUUUACAAAAUUGCUUCUUGGGCUCACAUUACUAAUUGUCAUACUGUCCCUGGAGAAGGCAUUGUUCAGGGUUUGAAAGAAGUUGGUUUACCUCUUGGUCGCGGCUUGCUUCUCUUGGCGGAAAUGUCUUCUAAAGGAAGUCUGGCCACUGGUUCUUACACAGAAACUACUUUAGAAUGGGCUGAAAAACAUAGCGACUUUUGCAUUGGCUUCAUUGCCGGCCGUCGUUUCCCCAAUCUUCAGCAUGACUUUAUCACUAUGUCUCCCGGUAUUGGAUUGGAUGUUAAAGGCGACGGUAUGGGCCAGCAAUACCGUACACCUCAUGAAGUUAUUGUGAAUUGUGGCAGCGAUAUUAUCAUCGUUGGCCGUGGAAUCUAUGGUGCUGGCCGGGAUCCCGUAGUUGAAGCCCAACGUUACAAAAAAGCAGGCUGGGAUGCCUACCAAGAACGUCUUACCAAAAAAUAAACAUUUUUUUGACUACAACUGGCUGUGUAUCAUAAGUUUGUUAUAGCACGGAUGAACUGGUUGUUUUUUUUUUUACUGAAUCAUGGCAUGAUUAAUAGUAUACUAAUAGGAUCUUUUUUUUCUUGUUAUUGUUUUGGUUGCAUGAUAGGCUUAGUUUGAUAUCACCGCUGUGAAAGGGUUUGGCAAGUUUCGGAGGAAAAGUAAUAUGUACUCAGUCGAUGAUAAAUUCAACAAAAUAAGACAAUCGCUACCGUUACCUUUUUCCAACAGAGAACCAGUACACAGUUUGGGGACCAGCGGGAGAAAGUUUUCUCUUGUUGCAAAGGCAAAUUCAUGUAGAUUUCAAAGGAAAUUAACGCGUUUACGUUUAAAGACCAAGAAGAAACGUAUAGGAUCUAUUUCAUUACCCAAAGAAAGCGUACGAUGUAUGCAUAAAACAAACGUAAAAUAUCUAGUUCUUAAAUAAAGAAGCGUAAGAACGUCAAGAUGGCACCACCGCACAUAACAAUCAAAAAGAAAACUGAAAAUCCAUAGGUUAGUCAAAAAAAGGCAAUCAAACUGUUUAUAGCAACAUACGCGCUAUAUUACGAGGAAUCUUGCUGGGAGGAUGCUUAGCAGCUCCAUUUUCUUUUGAAUUUGUUUUUACCCGACGAGUGACAUUCUUCUGAAAUUGAGCGU
Molecule: messenger RNA, 1582 nt
Organism: Schizosaccharomyces octosporus yFS286
Lineage: Eukaryota; Fungi; Ascomycota; Schizosaccharomycetes; Schizosaccharomycetales; Schizosaccharomycetaceae
Product: orotidine 5'-phosphate decarboxylase Ura4
Exons: 1
Coding region: 110-904 (264 amino acids)
Biological process (GO): 'de novo' UMP biosynthetic process; 'de novo' pyrimidine nucleobase biosynthetic process
Cellular component (GO): cytosol
Molecular function (GO): orotidine-5'-phosphate decarboxylase activity
Source: RefSeq, a predicted model, not a curated record